AUGGUCAGCCCUGCCAUAAAACGGAAAUCGGAGCAUCUCUCCGGCCCUGACUCGAAAAAACCCAAAGGUGGAAGCAUCACUGCAUUUUUUGGAGCUCCAAAGCCGAAACCCCUGAGCAAUCAAUCAACUUCAACCCCACGAUCAAGCAGCUUUGAUAAGGCAAAAUGGGUUGCUUCCCUGACACCAGAACAAAAGGAACUAUUGCAGUUGGAAAUUGAUACCUUAGAUGAGAGCUGGCUCGCUCACUUGAAGGAUGAAGUGGUCAGCACUGAAUUCUUGAACUUGAAACGAUUCCUGAAGAAGGAGAAAGAUUCCAAUGUCAAGGUCUUUCCGCCAGAGGAGGAUGUCUAUUCUUGGUCCCGACACACCCCCCUGCACAACGUCAAAGUGGUCAUCAUUGGCCAGGAUCCGUAUCACAAUCACAACCAAGCUCAUGGGCUAUGUUUCUCCGUCCGUGCUCCUGUGCGAGCCCCGCCAUCAUUGCUCAAUAUCUACAAGGGCAUCAAGAUCGACUAUCCUGACUUCGAGUCACCGCCUGAUAACGGAGGGCUACUCAUACCUUGGGCUGAGCGUGGCAUCCUGAUGCUCAACACUUGCCUUACCGUUCGUGCCCACCAAGCCAACAGUCAUUCCAACAAGGGCUGGGAGAAAUUCACACAAAAGGUUAUCGACCUCGUUGCUCGAGUACGAACCAACGGCGUCGUCUUUCUUGCUUGGGGCCGGCCUGCCGGAACCAGAGUGGCAAAGAUCAACAAGGAAAAGCAUUGCAUCCUACAAUCUGUGCAUCCCAGUCCUCUGAGCGCGCACAAUGGCUUUUUCAAAAACGGACACUUCAAAAAGUGCAAUGAUUGGCUUGCUUCGCGAUACGGAGAAGACGAAAUCAUUGACUGGAGUUUAGUACCGUCCAAGAAGCCUCUGUUGGCUCCUUGUGUCUCCGACAAGGAAAAUUCAACCGCUUUGACCAACAAGGUGCCAGUUGAGCCCCCUCAAUCUGCCAAGACUGAGGUUGUCAAAGUCCAGCCUGGCAAGGUUGAUGAGUUUGAUGAUGAUGAUGCUAUUGAAGCCCUAGUGGCGGCUGAAGCAGCAGAAAAUUCUUCAAAUCUAGUUUAG
Penicillium hordei is the source of this 1110-nucleotide messenger RNA. RefSeq names its product uracil-DNA glycosylase. The record is from RefSeq and is a predicted model, not a curated record. The coding region runs from base 1 to 1110 and encodes 369 amino acids. Gene Ontology annotation, cellular component: nucleus; mitochondrion. Gene Ontology annotation, molecular function: uracil DNA N-glycosylase activity. Lineage: Eukaryota; Fungi; Ascomycota; Eurotiomycetes; Eurotiales; Aspergillaceae. The transcript has 3 exons. Gene Ontology annotation, biological process: base-excision repair; base-excision repair, AP site formation via deaminated base removal.